AUGGUUUAUUUAUUUGAUGUCCCUUCUUACUUUAUUAUGUUGCGUGAAACGCUUGAAUUCACGAUAAUAAUUGCUGUGCUUCUUAGUUUUAUUGACAAACUCAUUCCUGACGAUAAAAUUGUCUUGCGAAAACAUUUAAAAAAACAAAUAUGGAUUGGAUCAAUAUGUGGAUUAUUUGUGUCAAUAGUCGUUGGGGCAGCUUUAAUUGUAGUUUUCUACACUACUACCAAAAAUUUAUAUGAAAACAAUGAAGAUGCAUGGGGUAAGGGAUCUUUGUCACUUGUUGCAUCUAUUAUUAUAACAUUAAUGUCAUUAAGCUUGAUUCGCGUUCAACAAUGGAAAACAAAGUGGGAAAAUAAACUUCAAAAAUUGACCGAACAAUAUCUCGAACGAAAUGAAAAAGGGAAUAAGUGGGCUUUGAUAUUGCUGCCUUUUACUGUCAUCUGUCGUGAAGCGUUGGAAGCAGUUAUAUUCAUUGCAGGGGUUGGUUACGGCAAAGAAGCAACUAGUCUCCCUAUUCCAGUUAUUAUGGGAACUAUUACCGGUAUUUUCAUAGGAUGGCUUAUAUAUAGAGGCUCUCACGUUCUUUCGAUUGCCGCAUUUUUCAUUUCGACAACUAUUUUAUUAUUAUUCAUUGCUGCCGGUCUUUUCUCUAGCGCUGUUCAUAAAUUGAAUAGAGCUGCCGGUGGUCAUACUAUGGUUAUUUGGAAAUUAAAUUGUUGUGAUCCAGAAGAAAAUGAUUUUUGGGAUGUUAUGGGAUCAAUAUUUGGAUGGACAAAUGAAGCUACCAUUGAUUCGACAAUUAGCUAUUUCGUUUAUUGGCUCAUGAUCAUUAUUGUGGUUGUAGUCAUCAGACUACGUGAGAAUAAAGGCGGUAUAAAUGACGAAGAAAAUGUUGAGAAAGAAAAUGCCAGUAAUGAUAAAACUGUCAGUAAUGAAACUAGUAAUGAUAAAGCUGUCAGUAAUGAAACGGUCAAUAAUGAAGCUAUUGAUGAGGUUAUCAGUGAGAUAAAAGAAAAGUAA
Molecule: messenger RNA, 1023 nt
Organism: Scutellospora calospora
Lineage: Eukaryota; Fungi; Glomeromycota; Glomeromycetes; Diversisporales; Gigasporaceae
Source: the annotation of a GenBank genome assembly